AUGACAACCAAUAACCACCACACUAAAGGUGGCUGCGCAUCCAAUGUCUUAUCCCAGGACAGCAAGCUCACCCGAGGCUUGAAGCGCGAAGCUGAAUCCGUGAGCGUGGCCACAAACAGAGACGAGCCUCCAACCAAGCGCCCCUACUAUGGCAAGUGCCAGUACAAGACCGGCAAGUGCUUCAACGAACGCACCCUCAAGCGCAAUGGUGAAGCACACUCGCUUUGCGAGGAGCACCGCGUCAAGCAGAACUUGAUCCAGCGUCGCAGUGACCGCAAAUACCAAACGGUGCAUGCCAUUCGCCGUCGUGAGCGAUCGCAGCGUCGAGCUGUGUUGAAGAAGCAGGUCUCGAUGGCGGUGGCCCAGCAGCUCUUUUAUGAGCAUCAGCAACAGAAAACCCUGGGUAUCCCGCUGCCGCAGCAUCACCCUUUGCACUUGCUGACGGCCACUGCGAGUGCUGCACCUGACACCCCGAACGCAAGCGGAAUCGUGGGCCCUACUCCGCCAAUUCAAGUCCCGCAUCCGCCUUCAGCAUUUAUGCUAGAUGGCCACCGUAGUGUGGGUGCGCCUCUGUUGUUAACGCUCCGCCCCCACAACGAUCGCGUGGAGUGUGCUACUGCGUCGCAAAGUAAGAAAGCGACAAGGCAUAUCAAGGACGAUUCUACCCCUACGGGCAUUGAUAACUUCACACCAGACUCGUUUCUGAAUAUCCCAGUAUCCCGGGAUCACAGCUUGCAAGCUCCAAGAGACCGGGAGAGUUCGCAGAGCAACACCAUCAGUGACCACCAUGGCUACAUGCCUAUUGUGUCGUGUUCAGGAGACAAGGAGACGUGGAGUGACGACGACAUCGAGUUCCUGCAGACCGUCCUGUUAGCCUAA
This is a messenger RNA of Phytophthora infestans T30-4, 879 nucleotides long. RefSeq lists its product as uncharacterized. NCBI's taxonomy places the organism in Eukaryota, Oomycota, Peronosporomycetes, Peronosporales, Peronosporaceae. The transcript has a single exon. The coding region runs from base 1 to 879 and encodes 292 amino acids. The record is from RefSeq and is a predicted model, not a curated record.